AUGUCGCCGAAGAGUGGGAAAACGACGAAGGCAAAGCAUAGGGAGUUCCAGAAUGGGCUGAGUCUGAAGCUCGUGAUUCUGUCGACCAACGUGUAUUUGACGUGCGAUUUUGAAGAUCAGUCGACCAUCCGCAUACACCCUCACGUCAUUCAUCGUAUGAGUUWUGUUCACGGCUGCUUCAAAUACUCCUGUCACGAUUGUACGGGCUCAGAAGUCGACCUCACACUUUACGAUACGAGACGUUCCCCUGUCUUUUCGCUGUUCAUCGGCAGCCGCUUAAACCACUCGAGUCCAAGCUCGGAGAACUUCCAAUGUAGCGGCCUGAACAACGAGACAGAGGAGUGCUGGGAAGAUGAACGUGGCGAGCGAUGGCUCAAUGGUGCGAGGAGAAUGAAUGCUCGGGAGAACGAUCAAGACGGUAUGAUUUGGGCUGAAGAAACUGGAGAGGUCUGGCCGACUUGGAGGGACGAGACUAGACAAGCUUGUUAA
This is a messenger RNA of Ramularia collo-cygni, 489 nucleotides long. RefSeq lists its product as uncharacterized. The record is from RefSeq and is a predicted model, not a curated record. Lineage: Eukaryota; Fungi; Ascomycota; Dothideomycetes; Mycosphaerellales; Mycosphaerellaceae. The transcript has a single exon. Bases 1 to 489 code for a protein of 162 amino acids.